AUGCAAUCCCGAAAUAGCGCACAUAUCUCAAAGCUCAAACCGUCAAGCGACCUCCAAAAACUGGUGUUGGUUUUAUGCGAUGACACAUUACGUAGUUACGCGCGCGGGGUCACAAUUACAACAUCCCACGCCACGUUCAACGUCGAUCGGCAUGCGGGCAUUCGAAUCUGCAUAGAGCAGCUAUGUAAAGAAGAGCUGUCUCACUCCUUCGGUGCUGUCCUAGCGACGGGAACAACCGUGUUUUCCGGACCGUAUUCCUACGUUAUCGUCUUUGUAGACCAGCUUGAUAAUCCCGAAGUUCUAGUGAACGGAGAGGCUUUGGUAGCGCAUGGCGACGAUAUCGAACUUGGAAGAGUAGAGUCAAGCGUGAAACAGCUUCCGCGACCGGGAGUUGCAAUUACGAAGACGACUGUAGUCGCCACCUCACCCGCCGAGCUUGCCUCACCCGUCGAGCCUACCAUCCCCAACGAUGCUAACAUUCUUUUCGAGGAGCGUUACGAUAAAUGGGGACAGGACGCCAUUCUCGCAAUCUACAAAUACAAGGGUCUUUCGUUUGACGAUACCAAUUUCCAACUGCUCAUCGACACGCUUCGGAAACAUAACACUGAGGAGUGGAAAGCUCUUCGCUUACUACAAGAAAUUACGCAGAAGGAUGAACUCGCGAGGUUCAUAUUAAGAGAUGCCACUCUGAGUGAGCCUCGCAGGCGAGUAAUUAUGAGGGAGGUUCGAGCUCGCGGUGUGAAAUGGACUCCUGCAUUCCACGAGGAAAUCGAGACCACUCUCGACUGGGGCGAGAGUUUGACGAUUGAAUAUCAAGAUAUCGUAUAUCACCCCCUCGUAAUCGGCAAUGCAAAGGAAGAGCAAGACGGUAUCGAACAAAGCGCGGAGAUCGCAAAGCCCCCUGCAUUGAGACAUCCUGAAUGGUUCUCCGUAAGGCAUGGAAUUGGUAAGAUUUGGUUCAGUCCACCCCCAUCAUACCAGUUCAAUUGGCAAUCCCGCGGAACAAGCGACAGAAGGAGGUGA
This is a messenger RNA of Alternaria atra, 1023 nucleotides long. RefSeq lists its product as uncharacterized. NCBI's taxonomy places the organism in Eukaryota, Fungi, Ascomycota, Dothideomycetes, Pleosporales, Pleosporaceae. The record is from RefSeq and is a predicted model, not a curated record. The transcript has 4 exons. The coding region runs from base 1 to 1023 and encodes 340 amino acids.